This is a messenger RNA of Momordica charantia (bitter melon), 1792 nucleotides long. RefSeq names its product laccase-4. Gene Ontology annotation, biological process: lignin catabolic process. The record is from RefSeq and is a predicted model, not a curated record. Gene Ontology annotation, cellular component: apoplast. Gene Ontology annotation, molecular function: hydroquinone:oxygen oxidoreductase activity; copper ion binding. NCBI's taxonomy places the organism in Eukaryota, Viridiplantae, Streptophyta, Magnoliopsida, Cucurbitales, Cucurbitaceae.
GAGAGAUGAGAAACAUAAUUUUGAUAAUUAUUAUAGCCUUGUCUGGUGCCGCUGUUGUUGAAUCUCUUGUUCGUCAUUACAACUUUAUAGUUAUGUUGAAGAAUGAAAGGAAGUUGUGUGAAAGCAAGUCUAUUAUGACGGUAAAUGGCCAGUUUCCGGGACCAACUCUAUAUGCAAGAGAGGAUGAUACUAUCACUGUUAGAGUCACCAACCGAGCUCACCACAAUCUUACCAUCCACUGGCAUGGGGUCCGGCAACUCGGAACCGGGUGGGCCGACGGACCGGCGUAUGUAACACAGUGCCCGAUUCAGCCCGCCCAAAAUUUCGUCUACAAUUUUACUCUCGCCGCCCAAAGAGGAACUCUUCUAUGGCAUGCUCAUAUAUCUUGGAUCAGAGCCACAGUUCACGGCGCCAUUGUCAUCUUCCCCAAGCUCGGCGUUCCGUACCCUUUCCCCAAACCUCAUAAAGAGAAGAUCAUUAUCUUAGGUGAAUGGUGGAAAGCCGAUGUGGAGGCCAUUGUCGACGAGAGUACAAAAUCGGGUCUGCCGCCGAACGUAUCGGACGCCCACACAAUCAACGGCCACCCAGGCCCUGUUCCCGGCUGCGCUACCGACGGAGGAGGCUUCGUAUUACAUGUCGAAAGCGGAAAAACUUAUCUUCUCCGCAUCAUAAACGCAGCACUGAACGAAGAUUUCUUCUUCAAAAUCGCAGGCCAUGAUUUCACCAUUGUUGAAGUCGACGCCUCCUACACCAAACCUUUCAAAACCGACACCAUUUUCAUAAGCCCCGGCCAGACCACAAACGCCCUUCUCACAGCCGACAAAUUUCUCGGAAACUACUUGAUUUCAGCCUCCCCUUUCAUGGAUGCCCCUGUUCCAAUCGACAACUCCACAGCCACAGCCCUUCUCCGAUACAAGGGAACCCUCCAAAACUCCCCCACUGUAUUGACCCAAAUUCCACCUCAAAACUCGACCCAUUUAACGGAUCGAUUCAUCGACUCUCUUAAAAGCCUCAAUUCACAGAAAUACCCAGCGAAGGUCCCGCUGUUCAUCGACCGUGCUCUGUUUUUCACCAUUGGGGUUGGGGUUAAUCCUUGCGAGACUUGCGUCAAUGGAAGGAGAAUCGUGGCGGCGGUUAAUAAUGUGACGUUCGUGAUGCCCAAAAUCGCGAUUCUUCAAUCGCAUUACUACAAAAUUGGAGGGGUUUUCACAGAGGAUUUUCCGGGGAAUCCGCCGUUUGUUUAUGAUUAUACGGGUCACCCGCCGGCAAACAUUCAGACUACGAAUGGGACGAAGGUUUAUAGGCUGCCUUAUAACUCGACGGUUCAAUUGGUGAUUCAGGACACUGCUGUGAUUGCCCCUGAGAGUCAUCCUGUACAUUUACAUGGGUAUAAUGUGUUCGUGGUGGGGAAGGGAUCGGGGAAUUUCGACCCGAUUGAGGAUCCAAAAGGGUUCAAUCUUGUUGACCCGGUUGAGAGGAACACUUUUGGAGUGCCGAAUGGGGGGUGGACUGCGAUUAGAUUCAGAGCAGAUAACCCAGGUGUUUGGUUCUUGCAUUGCCAUUUGGAAGUACACACGACGUGGGGACUGAGAAUGGCGUUUCUGGUGGAAAAUGGAAAAGGCCCAGACGAGUCUUUGCAGCCGCCGCCCAGCGAUCUUCCUCGGUGCUAGGUUUUGUUCUUACUCUGUUUUCAAAGAGCUUCAAAAAAAGGAAGCGGAUUCACUAAGUGAAGAUUGAAGAAUAAACAGUAGUUUCCUUGUUUGAUGGUAAUGGAAUGUGAAGAAUUGCUAUA